UGUAUAUACUCUAUGAUUUACACGGUAGCUCCUUCCAAGAUGGCCGUCACCAACGGAGGGCGACUGUUUGCUGGUAUUUGCACUGCAUAUGUUAGAGGAGUCAUAGGAUGCCUGACUACGCCAAGCAUAUCAAUCCAAAUGCGUGGAUAUGCGGCACGACCAGGAACACGGUCGAAAGCACGUCAAACCAAGGCGAAGCAGGAGGUAAAAAAAGCCUCCAACGUCAUUCCUCCUCAUAUGCGAAAGUCUAAUAAAGGACCUCCCCGUAGUAGGCGAAUACCGGAUAUGAAUAAAACGCCACCAGUAGAUGAUGUCUGGGUGGCCAAAUACCACUUGUUGCGAUUAUUUCCCCUUACCGAAGCGAUACAGUGCCACAAAGAAACACAUCACCCAACCACUCUGGAUUCUCUUGACUCAGCACUUAUAGUCCAUCUAGAACUUGACAUGAAGGGUGUGAAAAAGACGAAAUUCAUUGAAAAGUUUAAUGGCACCCUCCAUAUGCCAUAUCAAUUCCGACUGGAAGAGGAUAGAACUAUACUUGCUUUAUGCAAGGGGGAAGCUAUUCAACGAGAGGCUACUGAAGCUGGAGCUACAUUAGUUGGUGGGAGUGAAAUAAUUAAACAAAUCCUGACUGGAACGAUUUCUUUAAGCGAUUACACCACGCUGGUUGCCCAUCCAAAUAUUCUCCCUGAGUUAACGGCUCUAAGAGGUUUACUAAAAAAAAGGUUUCCAAGUAUAAAAGAUGGCAAUCUUAAUCCAGACAUCGCAGUUGCUGUGCGAAGAUUUAAAGAAGGUGUAAUGUAUAAUGCAGUGAAAGACAACGUGGAACCGGACUUUGGAACGAUAGAUACCCCCAUUGGGACACUUGAAAUGGAUACGAAGCAACUGGAAGAGAACUUUUCGGCGCUUGUGACUGACAUCGAAAAGAGAAACCCCGUAUCUGCUCACUCUUUCAUUACAAAAGCUUUUCUCAUCUGUCCACCAUAUCCGGAAAGGCUCAAAGUAGACUUUGAACGGUACAUCGUCAAGUCAAUUGUCGAUAAUACCGCUGAUGAAUCUGAUGACGAACAAUCAAAUACCGCAACUGCAUCGAAUUGAUAAUUUAUCCAAGGGCUUUGGUUUGUAGAGAA
Molecule: messenger RNA, 1130 nt
Organism: Diprion similis
Lineage: Eukaryota; Metazoa; Arthropoda; Insecta; Hymenoptera; Diprionidae
Gene: mRpL1
Product: 39S ribosomal protein L1, mitochondrial
Exons: 8
Coding region: 13-1098 (361 amino acids)
Source: RefSeq, a predicted model, not a curated record